AUGUCCAGUUAUGCCAUACAUUAUACGCCACCUUGCAGAAGUGGAAGUGAACUUAAAGAAGUGAUUUUCGAAAUAAAUGAUCUCUGGAAGCAAAUUCGUGACAUUAUCUACCACUUGGAGACAUAUGACAUCACAACUGUACGAUGCAGCUUGCCUAUGUUGCUUUUGGCGCGCUAUAUCAAGAGCACAGGCAUCAAAAUGAUCCUCUCAGGCGAUGGAGCCGAUGAAAUCUUUGGUGGCUACUUAUAUUUUUUCAGUGCACCCAACUAUAGAAACUUCCACCAGGAGCUUGUGAAAAGAGUCUCACAGCUACAUCUGUCCGAUUGUCUAAGGACAAAUAAUGUAUCUAUGGCCAAAGGCAUUGAACUGCGUGUGCCAUUUUUAGACACUGCCUUUGUAAAUUACGUCAUGUCAGUACGGCCAGAGGAUAAAAUUCCUGGUGACCUCAAUUGCUUGGAUGAUAAACGAAUGUAUCGCAUCGAAAAACAUAUUUUGCGAGCAGCAUUCGCCAACAAUUAUCUUCCCGAUAAAGUCCUCUGGCGACAAAAGGAGCAAUUUUCCGAUGGCGUUGAGUACGAUUGGAUUGAUAGCAUCCGUCGUGUUGCAACUGAGUUCGUUUGUGACACAGACUUUGCCAAGGCUUUCCACAAACUCUCCAUUAACACCCCCACCACUAAAGAGGCCUUCUAUUAUCGCAGCAUAUUCGAAGAAAUGUUUCCGGGUAACUAUGCUGCACAAACCGUAACACGCUGGACACCCCGUCGAGACUGGGGCUGUCCCGAAGAUCCAUCUGGCCGAGUGCAGACAGUUCAUCGUAUUCAUCAAUAGUAUAUAUAUCAGUAGACUUUCCUUAUUAGACUAAAGACUGAUAUUUAUCAUUUGAAAUGUUUUCUUCGUUCUUCCGUAAUUCAUUUAUUAAGCGACCACGCACGUAAUACGUGCAGAUACGCCAUGUCAAACACAUCUACAUACAUGUGGAAUAAACUACAGUAUAUUCUUUUGUAGGCACAUUGUUACUCUGAGAUCUGAAUUAAAAUUCUUUCUUUAAUACAUAUAAACAUAAGUCUCUGAGU
Messenger RNA from Stomoxys calcitrans (stable fly), 1073 nucleotides. RefSeq lists its product as uncharacterized. Gene Ontology annotation, molecular function: asparagine synthase (glutamine-hydrolyzing) activity. Lineage: Eukaryota; Metazoa; Arthropoda; Insecta; Diptera; Muscidae. Gene Ontology annotation, cellular component: cytosol. The record is from RefSeq and is a predicted model, not a curated record.